This is a messenger RNA of Fusarium keratoplasticum, 1449 nucleotides long. RefSeq names its product Zn(2)-C6 fungal-type domain-containing protein. The transcript has a single exon. Gene Ontology annotation, biological process: regulation of transcription by RNA polymerase II. Gene Ontology annotation, molecular function: zinc ion binding; DNA-binding transcription activator activity, RNA polymerase II-specific. Lineage: Eukaryota; Fungi; Ascomycota; Sordariomycetes; Hypocreales; Nectriaceae. The record is from RefSeq and is a predicted model, not a curated record. Bases 1 to 1449 code for a protein of 482 amino acids.
AUGCCCCCGCGUUCGGCUGCGGAGGCCAAAGGCUCCGGCUCCGGCUCCGGCGCCGCCACGGCCAAGCUCCGUCGCGCUCAUCGGAAGUCGCGCAACGGCUGCUGGGAGUGUAAGCGGAGGCAUAUCAAGUGCGAUGAGAGCCGUCCGGCCUGUAGCAACUGCGUCGUCAGUGAGCGAUCAUGCUCCUUCCCGCCCUCGACAGCAGCAACAGCUGCCACUCCAGCCGCACCUCAAACUCCGGCCUCCGCCCCAACGCCGAGUCCAGUUCCGUCGCAUUCUCAACCUCCGUUGCCCUCUUCUCAGAAUGCCACAGGUGUCGACAGUCAGGCUCAAAGCCCUGCCGAUAGCAUGUCUAGUGCUACGGGCCUUCAUCAUCCUGCGUCCGGGCCUCCAUCAUCACUCUUUGGAUCACGGCUCGGCUUUCCUACCAUUCUUGAUGACCGACCACCUCCUCUAACCGCUCUACCGUCCUUCACCGAGUCCUUUAUCACCAAGACCUUUGCCGACUCACCCUCAACUCCCUCUAUCCCAGACGGCAUUCCCCAACCCGUCUUUGCGGCAAAACACCUCAUCCUCUUGCACCAUGCUACAACCGCUAUGCCACUUACCAACGACUUGACACACCCCAUCGUCGAGAUCGCCGUUCAAUGGUCCAAAGAUGCACCCUAUGCCAUUGACCAGCUGCUGGCCAUCGCUGCUGAUCAUCUUGCUAUACUACAACCCGAACAUGCCGCCUCUCAUCGACGAACGGCCAGAGAACUACAGACACGGGCGCUCACCCUUUUCAACAACCACUCGCAGGAAAUGAGUCAGGAAAAUGGCGACCUUGACAAAUAUUGUCUCCCUCGAUUCCUUUUUGCUUCCUUACUCAGCCUCCACAUGAUCUAUGAGACAUACGCGUACUACCGCGCCAACUUCCACGUCUUUAUCGAGAGGUUUGUCGAGUCUGUCCAUCUUCACCGGGGCGUUCGCACUGUCAUCUCCCCAUGCUACAACAUCAUUCUUGAGUCUCCUCUAAGACCAUUCCUCGUCAAUAUCCGCCUUGCUUCGGAAUCAGAUAACGGGGGUAGUGAAUGUCUCUCACUACUUGAGCUCGUCCAGAACUCUGAUCUGAGCGCAGCAACAGUCAACGCUAUUUCAGGCGCUGUUCACACAUUGCAAUGGGCGUUCAACAUUCACCGCAACCUGCCACAAGAUGGGAGUGUGCACGCUUCCACCGCAUUUCCUGUCCUCUUGACGGCAGAGUAUAUGGAGGCUGUGCGCAAGCACCGCCCUGAAGCCCUACUUGUGUUGGCAUACUACGGCGUUCUCUUGCACCGUUGCCGCAAUGCCUGGAUCAUAGGCGAUGCCGGCUCUUUUCUAAUACGCCUCAUCGCCGAUUACCUAGGGAACUUUUGGCAGGAGCCCAUGCGCUGGCCCCUUGAAGAGUUGGAAAGGGACCAGGGGUGA